AUGCAACUUCUCGUCACAUUCCUCUGUUUAAUCAUAGAUUUCUUGGCCUUCAAUUUCAUCGCUCUUCCCGCAAUUACACUGAUCGCCAUCGUGAUUUCUCUUCUUCUCAUCUACGAACCGUUGGAGCUCCUCACUCAAUUGCUGGUUCUGUUUCUUUGCAUUGAGGUGUUCUAUUUUGGCCUAAUUUGGCAAAUCUCGAGCGUUGUCUCUGUUUUCGAAGCGGAUUCGUAUGGAUUUGAGGCGAUAGCUAGAAGUAAGGAAGUGAUGAAGGGGAAAAUGAUGAUGGCUUCGAUUCUUCUGAUUCUGAUUUGCUUCCCCUUCGGAGUGAUUGUGUUUGUGUUAAGUUAUGGGGUUGCUGAAUCCGCGUUGGUGAGAGUGGGAAUUUUGGGGAAUGUUUGGAUUUAUUCGUUUAUGAUGUUCUUGUUGAGUGGUACAGUGUUGUAUUUGGUUUGCAAAUUGUUUAACGGCCAGAGCAUCGACGAAUCGGCUCUUUCCAAUCACCUUCAAGGAUAUUUUCAGAUCAACUUUGAAUCGCUCAAGGUUGAAGACGAUAAUAACAUUGAAACAUCGCUUGUAGUCUAA
This is a messenger RNA of Cucumis melo (muskmelon), 582 nucleotides long. RefSeq lists its product as uncharacterized. The transcript has a single exon. The record is from RefSeq and is a predicted model, not a curated record. NCBI's taxonomy places the organism in Eukaryota, Viridiplantae, Streptophyta, Magnoliopsida, Cucurbitales, Cucurbitaceae. Bases 1 to 582 code for a protein of 193 amino acids.